GGACGAUUACAUUCAGCUUUACUAUGUAUAAUUUGGACGGUCGCCGUCGGUGGCUACUUACACCGCCGUGAUACACGUGUUGGUAGGCAAAGUAGGCUGUGGACGGUGAUCGACAUGCGCAUAGGUAAAUUUUCUGACAUCAGAUCGACUUGACUAUCUGUUGGGGUUGAAGGAUACCUAGACGUUAUUUCGAUUUUGAAGGGUUGUCAAACUCACAGCUUCACACUAUUAUCAAGCACCUCGAGACUGUAACAACCGCCAUGGCCCCAAUGCCUGAAUCUGUUAUAGAGAAUUAUCGCUAUACAGCCCUUCCAGAAUCAGGACCCGGGGAUCAUCAUAUUCGCCUCCUCGAUAUUCUUCCGGGUGGUCCUAAGGAUGAAGCACUCAGGCUUGGCUUGAGAACAACUCGUCUGGAAGAUGACCCGACGUAUGAAUGUCUCUCGUAUGCCUGGGGCACAUCAGAUGGAGACCGCGAAGCAAAGGAUGUUUUCGUUGUGGGGCCUGAUGCCGAGUCGUUCAAACUGAAGAUUCGCAAGAACCUCAAUGACGCCCUUCGAGCCUUACAGCACCCGUCGCGACCGCGCACUAUCUGGGCAGACGCCAUUUGUAUUAAUCAGGAGGACCACGAGGAACGCAGUAACCAAGUCAUACUUAUGGGCCUGAUAUACUGGUCGGCGUCAAGAGUUAACAUCUGGCUCGGUCCGGAUCGACGAGGGGUUGCAAAGAUGGCGUUCGAAGCCGUGAAGCCGAUAUCAGCUGCACAUUGGAAGACCGAUGCUAGCCUGUCGAGUUUUAGUAAAGAACAGGCCGCCUCGCUCGACCCGCUUCCUUGGGGAGGAGUCGCGGAGCUUUAUCGAAAUUCCUGGUUCGAGCGCGCUUGGGUGCAACAAGAGCUGGGCCUUUCAAAGGAGGCCUUCUUUUACUGGGGAGACGCCCCUCCGGUCGAUGUGAGAGAUGUAUUCGGCUUCGAUAUCUGGAUGGAGAACGUCGGUGAUGCAGUGAGAGCUCGGUUCAUCGGGGAUGCAUCUGCAGUGCGAGGAACACGGAAUUUGUGGUUGCAGUAUAGUCGCGUGACUCGCAGCGACUGGCCAGGAGACCAUGACCAAUUCAUGGCCCAAAAUCCUUUCCUUCAGGUUCUAGUUGACGGCUCGAACUGCAAAGCUACUGACCCGCGAGAUCACGUAUACGCCUUCUUAGGCCAUCCCGCCGCGCGAAGGCAAUAUGCGUAUGAGAACGACCAGAGCAUGGACUAUGAAGAGAUAUUUAAUGACGUAAACCACGCCUUCAUAACUCCUAACUAUAGGAAGACUACCGAGGAGGUGUAUCUGGACGUCGCCAAGAAAUUGUUAGAGCAACAUGAUGACUUAAGAUUACUUGGUGCCGUCUCGCAUUCUGCGGGGACAAUUGCGUCGGAUUAUCCCAGCUGGGUGCCACGGUGGAAUGCCAAUCAACACCGCAAAACCAUUGGCAUAUCUGUUUCUAUAUGGCCAACCAGGAUCGAAGUCCCUGAGCUUCCCGUGACGCGUAUCGAGGCUAACACACUCCACGUCCAAGGCUUGAUAAUCUCAACCGUCUCUGGUCUUCUCAAGUGGACUGAGGAGUGCAUACAGAAUGCUAUGGUGGAUGUGUUUGCCAGGAAAAACAAUAUAGAGAUGUUACAUGGGAGGCGGCUGUUUCAAACGAAAGAAGGACGGAGGGGUAUGGUACAAGAUAUAGUACAAGCCGGAGAUGUCGUGACUCUCUUGGUAGGCGCAUGUUCUCCUUGUGUCCUGAGGUAUGUAGAAGGUGAGAGGUUCAAGCUCGUGGGUACUUGCCUGAUGCUCGGUCUUGCAGAUGACGAUCUGAACGACAUGAUUAAUAAGAGGAGAGGGGAAAUACAGGAGUUGGUAUUGGUGUAAAUAAAAUUAGUAGCAGCGGCUGCUGUUAAUAAAGUCACGGUUAUCUAGGG
This is a messenger RNA of Annulohypoxylon truncatum, 1948 nucleotides long. RefSeq lists its product as uncharacterized. NCBI's taxonomy places the organism in Eukaryota, Fungi, Ascomycota, Sordariomycetes, Xylariales, Hypoxylaceae. Bases 261 to 1898 code for a protein of 545 amino acids. The transcript has a single exon. The record is from RefSeq and is a predicted model, not a curated record.